AUGGCAUACUCUUUUGAAAGGCUCGCCCAAGCUCAGCAGCUAUUUAACCGUAGGACAAGCGACUUCUACGUACUGCCACACCUUGCUGGUCCAUAUCACCUGCGAGAGCGUGCCUCCAAGCGUGCUGCUGCUGUUGCAUCGUGGCAUGACAACGACGAAGAUGAAGACUACAAACCUUCGACCAAGCGAACACCAAGCAAGCGCAAGCUAUCUCUUUUACACGAGGAUGAUCAAUCUCCUCGGUCCGAGAAAAGGGCCAGGAGUUUGUCUCCAACUUCGACGCUCCGUUCUAGACUCAGCCCAGACAUACGAGAAGAAGAUGAUGUUCCAUCUUCGACACUCUCCCAACACAGUGAGCCCGACAGUUGGGAUAGAUACUGGGCGGUCAAUCCCGAUAUAGACACGCCGAACUCACGAUACAGCCUCCGACGUCGCAAUAAGGAAUCGGUGUCAGCAUCCCCACAGAAGAAAGAUGAAAUCAAUAUUGAGGUCUCGGCAUCAAAGCUGCCUGGGGAUGUCCUAGCUGCGGAUAAAGUUCUUCCGAUGAGAGAGUGCGCCGCCUGCCAGGAACUAGGCAUGGAGUGCUCGCUCGCAUCUGACCCUGAUCCGUUCUCCUAUCCUUGCACAACAUGUGAAGUGGAUGAUGUCUUCUGCGUUGUGAGUCCCCCACCCAAAUGGAAGCGAUCAUGUGAGCUUUGCAAAGGUCGAAAGAAAGAGCUUUGCUCAUAUCGCUUUGCUGAUUACGAUCAUUCCCAACCUUGUCUCUCAUGCCGAAAUCAUGGGUUCGAAUGUGUUGCUGGACCAGCUAGACACCCACCCUAUGCAUUCCUUUCCACGAGUGAGCCAAGUGAGCCAAGCAGUUCUCCAAAGAUUGAUUCUUCUGCAACCUCCAAUCCACCCAAUGGCUCGUCCGAGCUCAAUAUUUCCGAGGAAUCUAAGCCUCAUGGAAGGGUCAAUUCUCCCAAGAUUGAAUUCCCAGCAAGUUGCUCCCCACCACACAAUAAUCCGGAAAUCGACGCCGAUGAGACAUCUAAGCGAAGUGAUCAACUCACUUCUUCAGCUAUCAAUGCACCAAAGACCCAGACUCCAGAGAGAAAUCCCAGAGAAAUCAAUUCUUGGGACAUCUCAGCCCCCCCAUUCAGUAACGCAAAGCCCUCCAUUAUUGACGGGUCGAAGCUGCAGGAGGUAAUUGAAAUCACUGACUCGGACGACGACAUCCCGAAGAAGCAGGGCUCCCCAAUUUAUAUCUCUGACUCCAUUGAAUCACCCCGUCACGCCACUGUCUCAAACACCAUUGCUUCACAGUCUGCCAACAUCCAUCGAAUUUGGACUGAACUUGCUCAUCCUGUAGUAUUUCUCGCAGAUGACCCUUGCGACUGGUGCAACAACUUUGCGUAUGGGAUAACUGGUCUCGGCCCUCGCAACCCAGAGGUUUGGACGGAUGAAAACGGCACGAUCGUUGAGCUUCAGGAUGGUCAUAUUGCCGAAGGAAAAGAACAGAGCCGGAUGUGUGUCUCCUGUACAUGGAAUCGAUGCAAAAUCAUCCAAUGCUCCCACAACACUUUGAAUCUAUUACCCGCGCCUUUUUCCCCGCAAGACGAAAUACAGAAGGCUGCUGCUUCAACACAUCUACGCAGAGCAAGUGAGAUGCUGUCUGAUCCCGAGAAUGGGAAGGACGGUAAUAUUUACAGAAGUCCCAUUUACGAAUGGUGUAGCAUAUGCCGAGAACCCGCAUCCGGGUCUUGCCAGACAGUUCAACCUGUGAAUAUCCAUGCCGAUGUGGUGGACUGUGAUGAAGAAACCCAUGGAUGUGGACUGAUGCUUUGUGAGUACUGUCUCGAGCUCACCAAGCGAUUCAAGGGUGACCUCAAUGCUGUUGUUGCAUGGGGUCGCAAUGACUCGUCUCACCCUGUAUACCACCGAGCCGACAUGGAGUUCAUCCUCUCAGGGGCGGAGCACAACACACUCUACAAGCUUUAUAUGGAGGAGGGUUGA
Penicillium coprophilum is the source of this 1995-nucleotide messenger RNA. Its product is annotated as putative C6 finger domain protein. Lineage: Eukaryota; Fungi; Ascomycota; Eurotiomycetes; Eurotiales; Aspergillaceae. The transcript has a single exon. Bases 1 to 1995 code for a protein of 664 amino acids. The record is from RefSeq and is a predicted model, not a curated record.